AAACACACAAAUGACUGGUACCAGAUUUGUUCCUCAGACACAGGAGACUUAAACUGGAGUACUUCUGCAAUUGAAUGUGGACUUUAGAUAGUUUUGAGGAUUUUUACAGCUUCAUGGGUAAAAUCAGCAAGUUUGUUUUCAUCAGCUGUUUUUAACGAAGGUGGAUUUCAUUAAUGGAUCAGGUUAAGGUGUGAUAUCCCCCUUACUGAAGCCCCAUUCCCAUCACAGCCCCAUGCACCAUGAGUGUGUGUGACUCCAGUGCUUUCUACCUACGGGGGUGGUUACUGGGGGCUCUGUUAUUGCUGGCUGCUGUGCAGCUGUCGUGUGCUGAAUGCCCCAAAUCAUGCGUGUGUCAAAUUCCCACUGAAGUGCACUGCACCUUCAGAUACCUGACCGCGGUACCCGACCACUUCCCGCCAGCUGUGGAAAAAAUCAACCUCGGGUACAACGGUAUUUCUUUCUUGACAGACCGUCAUUUCUUGAAGCUUGAGAAGUUGCAGCUGCUGAUGCUGCACAGCAAUGCUAUACACCGUAUUGAGGACAGGGCCUUCAGAGAGCUCAGGUCUUUACAGGUCCUGAAGAUGUCACACAAUAAAAUAAAGGAAAUAAAUAAGGAUACAUUUAAAGGCCUGUACAGUCUCCUGAGACUCUACAUCGACCACAACCAAAUAGAAUUCAUCAACCCAGAGGCUUUCUAUGGCCUGACAAACUUGCAGCUGGUCCAGCUGGAGCACAACCAACUCCAGCAGCUCCAUGCGGACACAUUCACCACACUGAGGCACAGCCAGGUUUUCAAAGUGUCCUCACUAAGAACCAUCAACCUAUCAGACAAUCUUCUUAGCACCCUGCCUGCUGAUAUUUUCCAAGGCUGCAGUCAGUUGGAGAACAUCUUCCUCCAUGGCAACCCCUGGAGAUGUGAUUGUCGGAUGAAGUGGUUCUCAAUAUGGUCAUAUAGGAAUAGUGGUGUGCUGAAGUGCAGCCGAGACAGGCGAGGCCAGCUGUGUCCUGUGUGUGAAACUCCUGCCCCUCACCGCAGCCGACCUCUGUCCAUUCUCCACCAAGAUGCCUUCACUUGUUCCAAGCCCUGGAUUAAAUCCCACCUCAAGCAGAAAAACAUAAGCCUGGUGGAAGGGGACUUUAUUCCAGUUUACCCCAAGGACUUUAUUGCACCAUUAGGGUCCAUUCAGAUGAACAUGACUGACCAGUUUUACCAAGAUGCCAGCCUGUCGUGUACUGUCCAGAUGCCUACUGCCUUUGAAAACCUCACACAAACCACAACAGAGGACAAGGAAAAGAAUGUGACAUGGCUUACCACAGGCAUAACUACAUAUUUGGUGUGUAAUGUUGACCAUGAACACAUCCAAAAGCUGUGGCAGAUCUUGGCAACUUACAGUGACUCUCCUAUGAGGCUUGAGAGAGUUGUAAUGUUGGCCAAAACACCCGAAAUGGUCUACAGAUACAGUCAGGAGAAGGAUGGAGACAAAGGCUUUACAACAAACAUUAAAGCUGAUAUCAAAGCAACUCCUGCAUGGUUAAUGCAAGACGAAGUGAUCCUCCAGCUUGACCGCACUACAACCACCCUUUCUACUUUGCAUAUUAAGUACCAGUCUGUUGUUACCUUACAUCUUGAAGCUAUACCCUCAAAAAAGGAUCGUUAUACCUGGACCAUGAUCAAAAGAGACAAGCAAACCAAGACUGAGCACACAGUGAUCACAGGUGGAGUGGCAAAGUUGAGCUGUCAAAUCCAAGGUGAGCCAAAGCCUCUGAUGGAGUGGAUUUUACCAGAUGGAAGUAAAGUCCGUGCUCCAUUUUACAGUGAGGACCGAAGGAUUAUAAUCUCUUCUGAUGGGGGCCUGACUCUUCGUGGUGCAGAUGCCUCUGACACUGGUCUCUACCGCUGCAUUGCCACAAACUACUUGGAUGCAGAUGUCCUCACAUUCCGAGUGACUGUUCUUUCUCCUGAUGUGGAGGAGUCUGAUAUGAAUGGUCUUCAGCUCGCAAAGUCAGUUUCUGACAAUCUUGCAUUUGACUGUAAUUCCUCUGGGAGUCCGGAGGGCUCAGUUUCAUGGAUUCUCCCCGACCACUCAGUACUGGAGAAGUCUCAAGCAAAUAGAAAGAUCUACGAGAAUGGUACACUGCUGAUUCAAGGUCUCACAGCCAGGGAUCGAGGAUUCUAUAGGUGCUUGGUUGCUAAUCACUUGGGAAUUGACUUACUGGUGUAUCAGGUGACACUUUCUGAAGAAAGGUUUGAUACCGUAAUACCUUUGAAAAGCAACGAUAACACCAAGAUGGAUUCCACCUUGGAAGAGCAUGCAGUCAACCUCUAUGAGAACACUUCUUCUGCUCCUGCAGAAAAAACAAGUCAAGAAUCCAGGACUGCCACCUCAGAUCGACCUUACCCAAGACUACAAUUACAGGGAAGAGGAAAUUCUCAUGGUAGAAUGAUGCAAAGAAGGAGGGGAUCAGUUCACAACAGACACAGGAUGUUUGGUAAAGCUUCCAGGAAGGUAGACCCACAGAAAUUUGCUGAAUUCAUGAAAAAAGCUCAUGGUGGAUCAAAGACAAAGACUAUCACUGUAAACAAGAGUGUCAGAAAUGAAAUUCCACACACUGAUUUUUCUGGUGAAGAAGAAAAUGGUUCUGGUGGGGGCUAUGAAAAAGAGCAUCUCAUCGUUGCUACAUGGAGAGACAAACCAACCACAGAAACAAUGGAAACAUACAGGCAGUCAGAUUCCGCGCCAAUAAAGUCGGUAUUCACAAAUCUACCAGGUCAAGUUGAAACGACAGAGUUUUAUCCACUGGAAAGAACCAGUAGGCCACCUCCAAAUUUGGAGCCUGUCACCAAGAUGCAUAGCACGGCUGAUAAAAAGCAAGUUGCUCAGCUCAGGCUUUUGGGAGAACAAACUGCAGACAUUGAAACAUCAACAGGGGCAGCACUCAGAUUGACUACAUACCCUAGCAUCACUCCACUAAUGGAUGAUCUGGACCCAGUGGAGCUCGUCCUUCACACAGACUCAGAAAGCCAGAUGACAUUUACAGCAAUUACAACCACAGAAAGAGAGAAAGACACCAUCACCUUCCACACUACCCAAACAAUAAAAUCCCCACAGCUGUCUGCAGGCUCCACCAUUAUCUCCCAGCAACAGUUCCAGAUAAUUCCACACAAUAACAACAGAAGGAAAGGUGGCAGAAGGACCCCUCAUGGUCGGAGGAGGGUAAUUAAGCCCAACAGGAUCACUGACAUGCAGUCUUUUAUCAAUCGAUUGAAACAGCCAUCUGUGAAGAAGGAAGAAACUACCCCAGAGUGUGACUGUGAUGAAAAGAGGAAGACGGAGACCACUAAUGUGCCGCUUGUUACUCCAACGCCUUCUUCCAUUUUAUAUUUAAACAAAACAGAAAAGCCUACCUCCACACAAAGUACUACGACUUCUGCCAUCACUGCAAGUGUCCCCUUCAGCCGUGCUAAGUCUAGAUCAGAGGCUUCCACCGAGUAUAUAGCAUCUGCUGAGGCCCCAGAAAUUGAUCCAACAAUUGGUCACUUUUUUACCGAAAAAGAAGAACAGCUAAUUACCACCACACAAUUCACCACACCUAAAGCUAAGGUUAUCAAUGGAAGGAUUCCAUGGAACAAGCUAUUUCAACGCAGAGAAAGGGGAAAGACACUGAGAAAGCUGAAGAAACCAUCCAUUCCACUAAAAGCAAAACUUCAGACCACACCUUCAACUACAGCGCCUGCUGAUGUGACCACUACCAUGGCGAACUCACAAGGCAUUCUUUGGACUCUUUCACCAUCAAAAAUCACAAACAGCAAAGAAGUCUCAUUAGAUGAUUGUGAGGGCUUAACAUCUGGAGAUUUUGACGUUAAAACACCCAAAUUCAACCAUAUUACAGCAGGUUCACCAAAUUAUUCCAGGCUUUCCAACACAGUUGAAACACCAACAGAAGUACAGACCCUUCCAUCGCCACCUACUGUCGACCAACACUCAGUUGAUAAUCUUAAUGAAGUCUUAACGUCGGGGUCUGGAGGUUUUGCUAAAAAUACACAUGUAAUCAGACAGAGCCUUGCUGGAAGAAGACGACCACAGGGCCGAAGAAAGAAGCCUUAUGGGAGCAGGAGACUCUUCAGGAAACCAACAUUUACUAAAGUAAUUUCAACCGUAGCUGUUGAGACUGAGAAAAAUAAAAUUGAUGAAACCACACAAUCUGUUUCAUCUUACAGUCCCAUUUACACAUUUCCAAUGACUACAUUGAUACCAAGAACCACAAAACAACCAUAUACAACUGUUCAAACCAGAGUCAGUAACGUGAAAACCCCAAUACAGAGAAAUAUUCACGAGUCACUAGUCAAGACAAUCAAACCCACGGCGGAUAGCACCAACACAAGGGGUAAUGCAGAGAAAGGCCUUCCCUUUGACACAAUCACCAUACUUAAAGCUGAGGAAAUUGAUGAUGCCAAUUCUCCAGACAAAAAAGACACUCAUAUAUCUUUCCCUGGCACUUAUAAUCAUUUCAUGGACAAUGAAGCCACAACUGCCAGACCUGCUCGACUAAAACCCACAACAAAGCCCAUGAAGAGUAAACCGAGGAUAGUUGGGGGCAAUGCAGCAAGUUUUACUGUUUUGUCCAACUCAGAUGCUUUCCUCCCAUGUGAGGCUGUUGGAGCCCCUCAGCCAGUAAUAACCUGGAAAUAUUUCUCAUUCACAGGAAACACUAUUCCCAUCAAUGAAAAGAUGGGCAGGUUUGAGGUGUUGAGCAAUGGAACCCUGACCAUCCAAAAUGCCAAUGUUAAGGACCGUGGCCAGUACCUCUGUCUAGCAUCCAAUGAGCUUGGAUCAGACAAACUUCUUGUCACUCUCUCUGUGGUAGCCUACCCCUCACGCAUCCUUGAACCAAAAAUGAGAGAGAUUAAGUCUCACACAGGAGACAGAGUGGAGAUGAAAUGUAAAGCCGAAGGCCGACCUUUACCAAUGAUUUCUUGGAUCUUGGCAAACAGGACUCAAGUUAGGGGUAAAUACAUGGAGAGAGGAAGGGUACUGGUGUCUUCUGAGGGGACUUUGGUCAUAGACAAUGUCUCUAUUUAUGAUAGAGGCUAUUACAAAUGUAUUGCUAGUAAUCCAGCUGGAGCCGAUACAGCUACUGUACGACUACAGGUGGUCGCAGCACCACCAGGUAUUGUUGAGGAGAAACGUCAGCAGCUUAAAGCGAGCUUGAGCCAGAACUUGUGGCUACCUUGCACCAGUUAUGGCACUCCACAUCCCAGCAUUCACUGGGUACUCCAAGAUGGAUCUGUGGUCCGAUUUAAUAAACAUACAAGUGAAAAAAGGAUAUCAGUGUGUGAGAAUGGAACCCUUUUCAUAAAAGAUGUGAAUCCAGAAGAUGAUGGGAAAUAUGAAUGUAUUGCUACGAGCUCCACUGGUUCAGAGCGAAGAGUAGUAACUCUGUCAGUAGAAAAAAAAGAGUAUCCACCUGAAAUAGUGGAGACAUCGCAGAGAAUGACAGAGUUGUCUUUUGGGGAUCAGUUAAGACUUAACUGUUCAGCAAAAGGAGACCCCAAACCAAGGAUCCUCUGGAGGCUACCUUCUAAAGCCGUUGUUGACCAUUGGCACAGGAUGAGCAGCAGAAUUCAGGUCCUGGACAAUGGAUCUCUCAUUGUCAACACACUAAGUGACAAAGAUGCUGGUGAUUAUCUCUGUUUGGCACAAAGUAAAAUUGGAGAGGAUAUGCAGCUCAUGAAGGUCACCGUAUCAAUGAAGCCAGCCAAAAUAGAGCCUAAGUUUAAUAGGAAAAAACAGGUUCACUAUGGAAAAGACUUGAAAGUAGACUGUAAAGCCUCAGGAUCACCAAAGCCUGAAAUCUCUUGGAGCCUACCAGAUGGUACAAUGGUCAACAGUGCUUUGCAGGCUGAUGCUGGCCAUGGAGGAGGCCGAACAAGUCGUUAUGCAUUGCUUGAAAAUGGAACUCUGAUUUUGAACCAGGUUAGCACUUCUGAGGAGGGAGACUAUACGUGUUAUGCUGAAAACCUGUUUGGAAAGGAUGACAUGCAUGUCCACAUAUCCGUAGUGACAACGGCCCCAAGAAUACGUACACCAAGCCAAACCUAUGCCAGGGUGAAGCCAGGAGGGAAUAUUCGCUUUGACUGUGAAACAUUCGGAGAGCCCAAACCAAGAGUUCGAUGGAGGCUAUCUAACAAUGAUGUAAUAGCAGCAUCAAAUGAGCGCUACUUAAUCCAUGUCAAUGGUUCACUGGAUAUAAGAGAUGUGAAGCUUAUUGAUGCAGGGGAGUAUGUAUGCAUGGCUCGCAAUCCUGAUGGAGAAAGCCAAAAAGUUUAUAAGUUAGAAAUCGAUGGGAAUCCACCAGUGAUCAAUGGAUUCCAGCAGAACCGGACCGUUAUUAAAGGUGUGGCCAUGAAACACUCAAGGAAACUUUUGGACUGCAAGGCUGAAGGUGACCCCACACCAACUAUCACCUGGAUUAUGCCGGAUAAUAUUUUUCUUUCAGCACCAUACUUUGGCAGCAGGAUUAAUGUCCAUCCUAAUGGGACACUGGAGAUUCGGAAUGUGCGGCCCUCUGAUACUGCAGAAUUCAUUUGCUUGGCGAGGAAUGAUGGCGGAGAGGCAGUUAUGGUGGUGCAACUGGAGGUUACCAGUGUCCUACGUAGGCCAAUCUUCAAGAACCCCUUUAAUGAACGUCUUGUGUCUCGGAUUGGAAAAACUACCAUUCUAAAUUGUUCGGCUGAUGGACAACCAAUACCUGAGAUCAUCUGGAUUUUGCCUAAUGGAACACGGAUUACCAGUGGAUCCAGGCGCAGCUCUCGUCACCAACCAAGUGAUGAUGGGACUUUAUUAAUUUAUAGCUCUCGUGAAGAAGACUCUGGAAAGUAUCGCUGUGGGGCAAGGAAUUUACUGGGUUAUAUAGAGAAACUGAUAAUACUGAGCGUUGGGCAGAAGCCUUAUAUCUUUACAAGGCCUAAGGGCAUCAUACGGAGUAUUUCUGGGGAGCCCCUGUAUCUUCACUGUCUAUCGGAUGGAAGUCCCAGACCCAAAAUCUACUGGACUAUUCCUGGUGGCCAUACUCUUACUCAACCUCAGACACUUGGUCGUUACCAUUUGCUGGAGAAUGGUACUCUGGUUGUUCAUGACACUACUGUCCAUGACAAAGGAAAUUACAUCUGCAGGGCUCGUAACAAUGCUGGGGAGGCACUGAUUAACGUCCCUGUUAUUGUAAUUGCUUACCCUCCACGGAUAACUACAGGGCCACCUCCUCAACUAAGGGUAUCAAGCGGAACUCCUUUAAAGCUCAACUGUGCUGCGACUGGUAUCCCAAAGCCAGAGAUCACUUGGGAACUUCCAGAUCAUUCAGUUCUUUCAGCAGCAGAGCAAGGACGUCUUACAGGUAGUGAACUGCUUCACCCUCAGGACACACUUGUCAUCCAGAGACCAUCUUCUUCAGACUCUGGCCUGUACAAAUGCUCAGCCAAAAAUGACCUUGGUACAGACUCAAGAGUCACAUUUGUUCUUGUACUUUGAGGGGACAUAGUGAAUUUAAAUGUCAACACUGAGAGAAAUCAAACACCACCCUUUUCCUGUACUUUAUCAUGGGUGGAUUGUUUGAGUCAUCGUUUUUCAGUGUCAUUGUGUAAGGUUUCUCACAGAAAUAUUGCUCUCCUUUUUACAAUACAAUUUUGGAUGUCUAAUACUGUCUCUAUGCUGGACAAACUUAAUUUACAUUGACUUCCAACAUUCAACAGCUUUCUUUUUUAAACAAUCAUUUUGAAUUAUACUAGAGCUGUGCAUAAAGACUCAGGGGAAAACAGAAUUUCCCUCCAUAAACUGAGGAAUACAGGUUACAUGCUUCAAGAUUUGCAAGAAAAAUGCUUUCCUGUUUGAGCUGAACAUUGAACAAAAAUCAAAACUAGGCGAAACUCGGCAUCAUCUAUAUCAGGCUUCACAUUCUUAAAGGAUGUUUACUGUUAUAAAAUGGGGCCUCCAUAAUUUUCUGUUUAUUUUUUUCAGUUCUGGUAUUUCAGUUCUUAAGGUAGGCUGUAGUUUAUCUUUGCAUGGCUAGAAUAUUCAAGCUAAGUCAUAAAUAUAAUUGAAAAGCUAUACCAGAAUUGAAGUAAGCUUGUGUUUUUUUUAAUGUCUUGCUACUGUUUUCUAAUUGAACAAUUCUAACACAUGAUUGUUCUUUCAUUUACAUAAUUUUAUUGUAGCUCUGGUUAUUUGUUGUGGGUCAUUCGCAUGAUGGAAGGUGAACCUCCACCCCUUUCUUUCCCCAAGUCUUUGGCAGAAUCUCACAGAUUUUCUCCUAGGAUUUUCCUGGAUUUAGCUUAAUCCAUCUUCAAAAUAACUUUAAUCAACUUCCCUUUACCCCCUUAGGAAAAGUAUGAUCCUUAACUUGAGGAUAAUGUUUUCAAGGUGAUGCAGAGCACUAGUUUUCUGCCAUUCAUUAACAUUUUGCAUAUAAGCUACAUUGAUAGAUUUUUGGUCAUAGACCUCUUGGCUUCUUCUCUGACUCAUGUUCCCUUUACCACACCGUCAGUUUUGGGUGGAGUUAUAUUCCAAUAUGUUUGCUCUCCUGAGAGUCUUUCUAAUUUCAAACAAAUGAUCGAAGGAUGUUGCAUGAAACUUUCAAAGCUGAACUAUGCUGAGAAUAAGUUACACAAAUGUAGAGUCUAUUUAUUGAUAUAGUUCUGAAGGCAAGUGGUUGUGCUGAAUACGAUUUAGGGAUAAGAAAGUAAAAGGGGCUGGAUACAUAUGUAUUACAAAAUGUAAAUGUUAGGUGUUAUAAAUACACAUGCAAGGCCCUGUUCCUCUUUUAUUAUUUAUUAAAUUCUGCUACACACUUGGCAGUCAGGAGACAAUGUUUUAGUAGAAACAGCCUAUUCUCAUGCUGUUUAAUUCUUAGCUGAUAUUUUCAAGAAGCAGAUCACUUAACAUAAUUAUUUUUAAUGAAAUAUAUUAUUUUCUGUCUGUUAAUCAUCUUGCUGGUUAACCAGGGCCGUUGUCUCUUGGUAUUUUUCCAAAAAUGCAUUGCAGCUUAAUUUCAGUUUUUUUUUUUUUUUUUAGAUUUUUGGACCUGAACAUUGUGUGCAUGAUGUGGUUUAUUGUUGGUCUCCUCUUGUUGAAUCAGAAAUGAUUCCUCUUGUUAAAAUAUUCUGCUUUAUUUGCACUGCUGUCAUACCCUCCUCUGCACUAAGACCUGUUUGUUCUUUCAUCUAUUUCAGUUUAUCUAGUGUUAAAAUCAGGUCAUCAUUUAACUGUUUUCCUUAUUAUUUUAUCAACAAUGAAAAAAAAGUUAAUUGGCUCAAAUACAGUUUAACAGAGCAGGGACUACAUUAAAUAGAGACAAAUGGUUGAAGUAAAGAAAAUUACCUGCAAACAAAGGAAAGCAAAAAGAAAGUUAUUAAACAGAGGGAACCAGAAUAGAGUUAGACAUACUAUUGGUUUGUGGUAAGAACUCCACAUAUAAAGUGAAACUCUUGCUGUGUGAAGAUGGAAACAAAUAUCUAAGGAAGCUGGAAGCUUACCAGCAGUGGUUUUCAGACAGAACUCCUCUGUUAUGGCAGUCUUUCUUUUUUUGUACUGCCACAAACCAAGGUCUCCAGUGGGAUCAAAUCUAUCGACUGGCUUUGUUUGUUUUUUGCAUAAAUCAAGAGAAUAUGGAUUUGUAUUAUCAAUAGCUUUGUCAGUCAUUUUCAGUUUUUUGACUACAUAUACCCCUUUAUUAUACAUAAUAACCCUAUAAAAGAUCUGCAUUUCUGUCUGUA
Molecule: messenger RNA, 9766 nt
Organism: Fundulus heteroclitus (mummichog)
Lineage: Eukaryota; Metazoa; Chordata; Actinopteri; Cyprinodontiformes; Fundulidae
Gene: igsf10
Product: immunoglobulin superfamily, member 10
Exons: 10
Coding region: 240-7526 (2428 amino acids)
Cellular component (GO): extracellular region
Molecular function (GO): protein binding
Source: RefSeq, a predicted model, not a curated record